Molecule: messenger RNA, 4008 nt
Organism: Mya arenaria
Lineage: Eukaryota; Metazoa; Mollusca; Bivalvia; Myida; Myidae
Exons: 5
Coding region: 544-2211 (555 amino acids)
Molecular function (GO): protein binding
Source: RefSeq, a predicted model, not a curated record
UUUGCACUUCGAGCAAAAACAAGAAGAACUCUUUUUGACAAACUUCUAUCAAAAUUGUUUCAACACACGUUCCUGUGGCGAUUUCAAGACUAUGUGAUUAACAUAUUUUGUAUUUAGGUAGUACAUGCAAAGUGUGUAUGCAGCUUUUAAUAUAGAAGGAAGAAAAUGGACAAUGAAGUAAAUGCAUGAAUACAUGUCGAACUUAUUCAUGAUGGUUUAAGGGUAUUCCGUGGAGUAUUGUACAUUGUAUUGUUUGUGUUGGAGGAGUAAAGGCGUGUACUGGUUGGACAUUUUCUGAAACAUAGUGAAUGAUUUGCUCACUGUCUGGAAACAAAAUCCUUUCAGUGAUAGAUAUUUCAAAGAUGUAAAACAGUGAAAAGCACAGAUGUUACAUUGUGUCUGGCCAAUUGAAGGACGUGUAAACGAAGACCUUCUUUAGUUUGAACUCUUAACGAUAUCGACCAGUUGCCUAUAGAUAAAAAAUCAUACAACGAUAUUCAAAGGUAUUUCAAGAUACCCGACCCAGCUCAUCUCAACUCAACCAUGGAUGAUUAUAUUGUUGAGAAGAAGGAAUACUCACCGAAGGAUUUUUUAGAGAAGUUCAGCAAAAAGUUGCCGAGAAUUGUCAUGAUAACACAAGGCUACUGCGGGGAAAUACAGGGGGAUACGUUUGACAGGGGAAUGGUGAUUCGAUUUCAGACCAUUUCUAGGCAAUCGAGGGUCAUUGCUCAAUUUAGAUUGGGCAAGAAUGUAAAGCACGUGAGCAUUCCACAGAAAUUUGAGCAACCGGUUUGUGUCAAAGGCACUGGCAAAAAGGCAAGGACGAUCGCUGAAAUUCUCCAAGAGCAAACUAUACCAUGCGUGGUUGAGUUUCCGAAAAAGACCAUCAUAACAGUUGGAAACCGGAGAAUAAAUACCAACAACAUUCCUGAAAUUGACCUCACAGGCACAUUUGAUGAGAUUUACCUACUUGGAAACUAUAUAGAUUCAGACAUCCUAGAGACCGAAGUCAUCCGUGUGCCACUAUAUCUCACACAGCUUCGCCUUGCCGUUGUGACGGGACACAAGAAUAAAUCUAAAGACGAAUGGCAUGCCUUUAACAAGUACCUUGACAAUCGUUGCGGUCCUAUUUUCUAUGAUACUUGUUACGGGAAUCCAGAAAUGGCACACUAUAAAGAACAACUCUCAGCGAAAGAUGGAGCGGAGCAUUCUUACGUUGAACCAUGUUCGUACAUCAAUUUCUGGUCACUUGUCCACAAACCGUACGCAAACGUAAAUUCUACAAAAACAGAAGAUGAAAUUAUUUGCGUGGGUGAAUCAUUUGAUGGCAUGGAUGCUUAUGAACCAAUGGAGAUUAUUACAAAGGCAAACACAAGUCAUUUCAAAACACGAAAUUCACAGCAGAUUAACCUGCACAAACCAUUUAUGCCGCUACCUGCUGAAAAGCCCGAUAUCGAUAUUUAUGAGAACAGCGAGACUCUAUCAGAUCAAGUUAAAGAAAACAAACAUGGCGAUGUAGAGCCGAACAGAGACGGUAGUUGCCACCUUGAGGAGAACAUACUAUUUGCAAAAUCACGACUGAAACCAGUGAAAGCGAAGCCAGAGAGCAGCGCCACAGCACAGGAAACACAUAAUAUGCCUAUAGGAGCUGAGCUUAAAGAGAAAACUCCAGCAGCUAGGCUGAAGAAUCCACCAGCACAUGGAAGUAAACCAAAACUUCCCAUCAAGCCUACAGGGUGGCUGAAAAGUUCAGAUCCUCCAGAAAUCAUCGGAAAAACAAGUAUAAAAUUGGCACAUAACGUUCAGCAAGCGAAAAUUGUCAGUCAAGAUAACACCCCGGUUCCGAGUAGUGUACGUCCUUCAGCAAUGGUAGCUCCGGUCACUGUUGACAAAGAAGCAAGCGAUCACAAGUUUCUGAAACCGGAAGCUCAGUACAUUGUAGCAAGAGUUCCCGAAACUGAUACCCAAAUCGACCUGCCGGUCGUUGAAAAACCAGAAGAUGUAUGUAAUUUAACAGUGCGUGAAGUAACUGGCUACUUAGAAAGAAUGAAUCUUAGUAGUUAUGCAAAACAAUUCUUAGAUAAUGAUGUAGAUGGAGUCCUGCUUACGGGGUUGACAAAGAAUGACCUGAUGACUGACUUUGGAAUGAAGGGAGUUGAGGCUCAGAAGAUAAUCAACUUUUGCAAAGAAGCGCACUUGCCAAAAAAAUAAAUGACUGUUUAACACCGUGCUGUUUGGAUAUUUAUUUAUAUAUAACCUUUCAAAUAUACUGUUAAUACUGCAAAUUCUUGUCCAUGUGAAGGUUCAAGUAGAUGAUAUGUACCUUAAAUAUUAAUAUUUAGGCCUUAUUUGUUUGAGCUGAAUUUUGUCUAAUGUAAUUUAUAGUGUUUGCUGAUUGAUCAAAUUAGGGUAAGGUGAAGGGGGAACCAAGCCUUUACACAGCAAGAUCAGAACACGAAUAUAGCCAAAUUGACGAUAUUUUUUUAUUUUCACGAGAAAGAAAAAAUAUCGUCAAUUUCUUUUGGAUAUGGUAUACGACCAUUGUGGUCUCGAGACUUAUAAGGCGAUUAUGACAAUGACUUGUUCUGACCAAUGUGCUCACUUGUUUUGCUAUCAGGACAGAAAAUGAUAAUGGCUGCUUAGUUAAUUAUCCAAUUACGAUCGCUGUACUUAAAAUGUUGCGCAAAACUUAAAUGCACUUGUUUGUUGUUGUUGUUGUUGUUGUUUGUAAAAUUAUGUAAAGCUGUUUGCUAUAGUCUGGUUUAACAUCUUAUUUCUGUUUGAAACUCUCGCAGAGCUUAGAAUGAUAUUUGUGUCGUCAGUGUGUAAAUUGUAUGAUAAUGUACUGAUAGUUUCCUAUUCUCGGUUUGUUAAACUUGCUGAAUGAUAUGAUAUGUAUUCAUCAAUGUGUAUUUACUGCCUAUACUGUUGUAUAUAAUUGUAUAUAAGUUCAGCUCUUCAAUUUUGGAGGAAUAAAAUAAUCUAUCUAUCUAUGUACAUUUUAAACAUAUUUAUAUCACUGCAUACUAUGAACAUUUGAGAUACUGACACUGCAGAUGUUGUUGGUUUAUAUAUUGUAAUUAAUUACGUAUUUAUGUUCAAUUUAAAUAUGUUGCUUAACCUGCAUAGUUUAUAAAUAUAAGUUUUGCUAUAAAUUGCAUAUCUCUAUACAUUUACUUUCGUAAUGAAUAUGCCGUUCUAUGUUGCAGAGUUAAUAGUAUAAACCAUUGAUAACAAUUAUUUCAGGCUAACAUAUCUGUAUAUAUGAAAGUACAUCAUGUAUCGUUGUUUAUAUUUCAGUGUUUACAUUUAGCUGAAUUGUAUCUUCUGUAUGUAGUUUCUAUGGCAUCGUUUAAUAAGGCUAAGAAAAAAAUAAUAACAUGAAUUUUACAAACGGAGGACCUGUCUUUAACGUGUUGGGUGUUUUAACGGAUAUACAGGCAAGAUAUAACUGCAAUGUGUAAAAAUAAGUUGCCAUGCACGCGGAAGUAUCCAAAUAACCUCAUCGUCACCAUUUCACUGAAAAUGACACUUUGUGAUGAUGUGCCCUAUUUGGUUAACCGUGCUUUACCCUUUACUAUGAUCUUUUACUAGAGUAUCAGCAUAUCACUGUUGUAUCAGUUUCAGUGAAUUGGCAGCAUCAGCAAAUAAAAAUGAUCGUUUGAAGUCAUAUGAAAUUACUUGUAUAUUAAACACAAUACAUCUCGUAAGAAACUGUUGAUAGGAAAUAUAAUUCAUUUCCGCCUGAUACCGCAUUAUACACUGCAUUGUUUCCCCUGGAGAUUCUAUAAUAUGACAUCGCGCUUCGAACAAUCAAGGAACGGAUAAUAUUUCCAACGAUUCAAGAUGAAAUCCCUUUGAAACGAUAUGUGCGACUAAGAACUAUCAGUUUACGUAUGUUCAUAUUGCCCGGGUGUUAAUAUUUUAUGUUUUGUUGUGAUUAUUUGAUACUUAGUAUGUGCAACUUGUAUAAUGUUUUAUUUCUAAACUAAUAAACUGGGAAAUAGU